GCCGGGGCGGGAGCGGCGCGGGCGGCGGUGGACCAGGGCGCAGCCGUGGGACCUCAUUGGGGGAAUUUGAUCCUAGGAAACUGGGAGAGUGCGGGGGGAGGAGAAGCUCCGGAUCACUGAGUCCACCUCGGUGAGGAGGAGGAGACCGCGGACGGCCUCUGGGCGGCCGCACCACUACUGCACCCCGUCCCAUCGUGCCGGGAGCAUGGUCUCCGGCAGCCGGGGAGGGAUGCUGCUGCUGCGGACGGGGCUGCUCGCCCUGGCUGCUCUCUGCCUGCUCCGGGUGCCCGGAGCCCGGGCUGCAGCCUGUGAGCCCGUCCGCAUCCCCCUGUGCAAGUCCCUGCCCUGGAACAUGACCAAGAUGCCCAACCACCUACACCACAGCACCCAGGCCAACGCCAUCCUGGCCAUCGAGCAGUUUGAAGGUCUGCUGGGCACCCACUGCAGCCCAGACCUGCUCUUCUUCCUGUGUGCCAUGUACGCGCCCAUCUGCACCAUCGACUUCCAGCACGAGCCCAUCAAGCCCUGCAAGUCGGUGUGCGAGCGGGCCCGGCAGGGCUGCGAACCCAUCCUCAUCAAGUACCGCCACUCGUGGCCAGAGAGCCUGGCCUGCGAGGAGCUGCCGGUGUACGACCGCGGCGUGUGCAUCUCUCCUGAGGCCAUUGUCACCGCGGAUGGAGCCGAUUUUCCUAUGGAUUCUAGCAAUGGAAACUGUAGAGGGGCAAGCAGUGAACGCUGCAAAUGUAAGCCUAUUAGAGCUACACAGAAGACCUAUUUCCGGAACAAUUACAACUAUGUGAUUCGGGCAAAAGUCAAAGAGGUAAAGACUAAGUGCCAUGAUGUGACUGCAGUAGUUGAAGUGAAGGAGAUCUUGAAGGCUUCUCUGGUAAACAUUCCAAAGGACACUGUGAACCUUUAUACUAGCUCUGGCUGCCUGUGCCCUCCUCUUAAUGUUAACGAGGAAUAUAUCAUCAUGGGCUAUGAAGAUGAAGAACGCUCCAGAUUACUUUUGGUGGAAGGUUCUAUAGCUGAGAAAUGGAAAGAUCGACUUGGUAAAAAAGUGAAGCGUUGGGAUGUGAAGCUCCGUCAUCUGGGACCAAGUAAAAGUGAUUCUAGCCAUAGUGAUUCCACUCAGAGCCAGAAGUCUGGCAGGAACUCUAACCCACGGCAGGCACGCAACUAAAUUCUGAAAUGGAAAUAAGUAUGAUCAGUGGACUUUCUAUUAAGACUUGCAUUGCUGGACUAGCAAAGGAAAAUUGCACUAUUGCACGUCGUAUUCUAUUGUUUACUACAAAAAUCAUGUGGUAACUUAUUCUACUUCUAUUUCCUCUUUUGUUUUCUGCUUUUCUCUCCCCAAGCCCUCUUUUUGUGUGGUCUGGCUACAGAUCCUUACAUAAUUAUGGAUUUUCUAUUUCACUAAUCAUGGGACAACUGCUCUUUUGCAAUAAUAGUAAUAAUAAAUUAAACAUCCUAAUACCAGGGCCUCUUUGCUGCUGUUCCCUGAUGUUAAUUUCCUGUUCUGCACCCAGAUUGGGAGGGCGGUAUUGGAUGCAGAGAGAGGUUUCUGGUAAGCACAGAACACUAGAUACGCUGUAAAACACACUCUGCUGAUCUGAUUACAGCUUCAUUUCCCUGUGCCUUUAGGCAUUCUCCUCCUGCUUAGGAUGUUUUAAAUGUUUAUAAAGGUACAAUGGCAGUUUGCAAUCAGAUGCCACAGAGGCAGGGCAAUCAAGCACCAGGAAGCAUUUAUGAAGAAAUGACACACAAGAUGAUUUAUUUGCAAGAUUGGCAGGAAACAAAAUAAACAGUGUUAGGACCUGGGGGACAAGCAUUUUGCCUAAUUGAGAAGCACAACUGACAUCAGUAGCUGUUGGAACUUUAACGGUAGCUUUUUUUUUUUUUUUUGCCACAUGUUUGCUUUGUUCAUGAAUAUAUUAACCAGCAUUAGGGUAAGGAAUUAUAACUAGACAUCUGCUAUUAUCAGCAUAGCUGCUUUUGAUUUGCUUCCCUUUAAACAAAUUCAUUGGUGGGAGUC
Molecule: messenger RNA, 2035 nt
Organism: Orycteropus afer afer
Lineage: Eukaryota; Metazoa; Chordata; Mammalia; Tubulidentata; Orycteropodidae
Gene: FRZB
Product: frizzled related protein
Biological process (GO): non-canonical Wnt signaling pathway; canonical Wnt signaling pathway
Cellular component (GO): cytoplasm
Molecular function (GO): Wnt-protein binding
Source: RefSeq, a predicted model, not a curated record